AGGAGAAAAUGGCUCAGGGAGGAGCUCAGCUGGAUCCACUAAAGUUCUCUUGCUCCAUCUGUCUGGAUCUCCUGAAGGAUCCGCUGACGGUUCCCUGUGGACACAGCUACUGCAGCAGCUGUAUUAAAAGACACUGGGAUGAAGAGAAGAUCAAGGGAAUCUACAGCUGUCCUCAGUGUAGGACGAGUUUCAAGCAGAGGCCAAACAUCAAGAAAAACGUUAUGUUAGCAGAGUUAGUGGAGGAUCUGAAGAAGACUGGACUCCCAGACACUGCAGCAGAGAGGAGAAAGAAGCAGAAGGAGCUGGAGGAGAGUCGACUAAACAUCCAGCAGAGAAUCCAGGAGCGAGAGAAAGAGGUGAAGCUGCUUCAGCAGCAGGUGGAGGCCAUCAAUGUCUCUGCUGAUGAAGCAGUGGAGAACAGCGAGGAGAGCUUCACCCAGAUGAUCCGUCUCAUCCACAAAAGAAGCCUGGAGGUGAAACAGGAGCUGAGAUCCCAGCAGCAAACUGCAGUGAGUGAACUCAAAGAGCUUGAGGAGAAGCUGCAGCAGGAGAUCAGUGAGCUGAAGAGGAAAGACGUCCAGCUGGAGCAGCUGGCUCACACAGAGGACCACACCCAGUUUCUGCUCAGCUACCCCUCAGUGUCAGCACUCAGUGAGCCCACACACUCCUCCAGCAUCCAGACUGCUCCUCUCAGAUACUUUGAGGACGUGGCAGCAGCUGUGUCAGAGAGCAGAGACAAACUCCAGGACAUCCUGAGAGAGACUGGGACAAACAUCUCACUGAGAGCCGCUGAGGAGGAGCUGCUACUGCUGCAACCACCAAAACCACCAAAGCCACAGCCAGAGAGCAGAGCGGACUUCUUACAGUAUUCCCAGCAGAUCACACUGGAUCCAAACUCUGCUCACAAACAAAUGCUGUUGUCUGACAGGAACAGAAAGGUAACUUUAACAUUUAGACAGCCGUAUGCUGACCAUCCAGACAGAUUCACCGGAUAUUUCCAGGUCCUGAGCAGACAAAGCCUAACUGGACGUCAUUACUGGGAGGUGGAGAGAAGUGGAAUAGGAUUUAUUCUAGCAGUCACAUACAAGAACAUCAGAAGAGCAGGAAUCAAUUGUGAAUGUAUAUUUGGAUUUGAUGACAAAUCCUGGGCUUUCACUUGUGACCCACAGAAUUACAGAUUUCAGCACAACAACGCACAAACUGAAAUCUCAGGUCCUCAGUCCUCCAGAGUGGGAGUGUACCUGGAUCACACGGCAGGUAUUCUCUCCUUCUACAGCGUCUCUGAAACCAUGACUCUCCUCCACAGAGUCCAGACCACCUUCACUCAGCCGCUACAUGCAGGAGUUAGACUUUCUUUCAAAAGAUCCUCUGCAAAGUUCCUGAAACCUCAGUAG
This is a messenger RNA of Salarias fasciatus (jewelled blenny), 1394 nucleotides long. Its product is annotated as tripartite motif-containing protein 16-like protein. The record is from RefSeq and is a predicted model, not a curated record. Gene Ontology annotation, molecular function: protein binding. The transcript has a single exon. NCBI's taxonomy places the organism in Eukaryota, Metazoa, Chordata, Actinopteri, Blenniiformes, Blenniidae. Bases 9 to 1394 code for a protein of 461 amino acids.